GAAUUUAAUCGACACAGUUAUGUCUAACAAUUCUAUUCUUUUUCAUGAGGAUGAGCUUUAGAGUAAUGGUGUAUUGGGUGUACCCGUUAGCUCAGGUUUGCCCUCCUUGAUCGCUUUUGUUUGUAUCUUCUCGGUUGUUAAAGGUUGCUAUUUCGGCUAGAAGAAAAGAGAUUAGCUUGAUUUUAAUGGGCUGAAUUUUAGAAAAGUUUGAGUUGAUUCAAAUAGAUUGUUAUGACGAGUGUUUCUUUUACGCUAAAAGCUCCCUUUAAUACCUUUUGGCGGCCGGACUUUGAAUCAUAGUUAGACCCAGACAUAUAUGUAAAGAAUUUUUAAAAAAGUCCGCCAUCCCUUUGCUAAUAAGCGUAUCUGUCAGUGGUUCUUCGGAUCGAUCAUAAAUUCUCGGCUCCGUUGUUUGUCUUCCACUCCAGUUGACCUCUCUUGUUUCCACCUCCCUGUGAGAAGGUAGAGAGCAAAAGCAUUUACUUUCUGCCAGGCUUGCUGAACUUCUUCUUGUGACUGACAUGGCAAAAGUAAUCCGUCGAACUCUCGCCGAUAGAGGGCAUCGUUAAAAGCAUACGAUCUUUUAAUCCUGAUAGGUUUCGCCGUCGACCAUUUGAUAGCCCUGUUCCUGACGAGCCCUUGAGGUAGAAGGGUUAAAAUUCCUGAAAUACUUAGCACUUCGAAGGCUUGUCUUCUAUUCUACAGCCUCUGAACAUUGGACACCAAGUGCUUGAUCAUUUUCCGGAGAGAGAAGGCAGUAAUUUCAGAGAAUGGCAAAUAGCAAAUACGAAUACGUUAAGUCAUUCGAGGUUGAAGACGAAGUAAUGCCUCCCAAUCUGAUCGUCGUUCAUAUCGACGGGCGCGAUUUUCGUAGAUUUUCUGAAGUUCAUGAGUUUGAGAAGCCGAAUGACGAGAAAGCCUUAAAUUUGAUGAACCAAUGUGCAAUGGCUGUUUUAGAGGAGUAUCCUGAUAUUGUCUUUUCUUAUGGAUAUGGCGAUGAGUACAGUUUUGUUUUGAAGAAGACAUCAAAAUUCUACCAGAGGCGAAGCAGCAAGAUCUCCUCCGUUGUUGUGUCAUUCUUUACUUCUGUAUAUGUCACAAAAUGGAAAGAAUUCUUUCCCCUUAAGGAAUUGAGGUACCCACCCUCAUUUCUUUCACAAAUUGUAUGCUGUGCAUCACUAGAGAUUCUUCAAGCAUAUCUUGCAUGGAGACAAAGAGAUUGUCAUGUUCAAAAUCAGUAUAAUACUUGUUUCUGGGAGCUUGUGAAAAAAGGUGGAAAAACAGAAAUGGAAGCACAAGAAAUUUUAAAGUAUGCUAAAGAACAAGAUAGAAAUGAACUUCUCCAUCAACAGUUUGGUAUUAACUACAAUGGUACUCUUGCAUUGUUUCGUCAAGGAACUUGUAUUUUCAAGACUGAGGUGGAAGAUAUUGUAAAGUACAAUGAAGAUGGAACGCCAGUGAAGAGGUUGCGGAGAAAGGCAGGUAUUUUCCGCUCGGAAAAUAUAGCUGGGAGAAGAUUUUGGAAUGCACAUGCAAGUCUUCUUAAAGAGCUGGGAAAUUUCUCUGAGGAUUGUUUCAAAACAAACCCUGAUUACAUCAGAUCCUUUCUGUUUGAGAGCAAGCUGAUGCCAUCUACUUGGAUUGUAAUUAGAAUAGAUGGCUGCCAUUUUCACAGAUUUGCUGAUGUUCAUGAAUUCAGUAAGCCUAAUGAUAAGCAGGCUCUGGGUCUUAUGAAUUUAUGUGCGGUGGCUGUGUUAGAAGAGUUCCAUGAUAUUGUUUUCUGUUAUGGAGUUAGUGACGAGUACAGCUUUGUUUUGAAGAAGGAUUCUCAGCUCUAUCAAAGGCGAGCUAGCAAAAUUGUUUCUGCCAUUGUAUCCUUUUUCUCUUCGAUGUAUGUAAUGAAAUGGAAAGAUGUCUUCUGGAAGAAAGAGUUGAAGUACCCUCCAUCUUUUGAUGGACGAGCGGUUUGUUAUCCAUCAAAUGAAAUACUACAAGAUUAUCUGGCUUGGAGACAAGUUGAUUGUCAUAUCAAUAAUCAGUACAAUACCUGUUUCUGGAGUCUUGUUAAAUCGGGAAAAAGCAAAAGCGAAGCUCAAAAUUACCUGAAGGGCACUCAAGCACGUGAAAAAAAUGAAUUGUUGCUUAAAGAGUUUGGUAUCAACUACAACACAUUGCCACUGAUGUUCCGGCAGGGCUCUUCCAUUUUCCGUGUUAAGAGAGAAAACCCCACACUGCUAGAGAAUGAUGCUUCCUCUGUUGAGAAAACAGAAACUAAAAUAGUUACAGAACAUUGUAAUAUAAUUGAGCAGAGCUUCUGGGAAGCACAUCCAAGCAUCUUGGAUUAAAGGCUCCCAGAUGCUCCAUAGAUUUUAAGGCUGUCUUGUUUUUCUUUGCUUUUAAAAAGAAACCAACUGUCAUUAUUUUAAUUUAUCUCAUUUAUCUUAUUUGUCA
Messenger RNA from Gossypium raimondii (Peruvian cotton), 2451 nucleotides. RefSeq names its product tRNA(His) guanylyltransferase 1. Lineage: Eukaryota; Viridiplantae; Streptophyta; Magnoliopsida; Malvales; Malvaceae. Gene Ontology annotation, biological process: tRNA modification. Bases 771 to 2345 code for a protein of 524 amino acids. The record is from RefSeq and is a predicted model, not a curated record. Gene Ontology annotation, molecular function: magnesium ion binding; tRNA guanylyltransferase activity. The transcript is spliced from 13 exons.